This is a messenger RNA of Malaya genurostris, 2753 nucleotides long. RefSeq names its product fringe glycosyltransferase. Bases 760 to 2004 code for a protein of 414 amino acids. Gene Ontology annotation, molecular function: O-fucosylpeptide 3-beta-N-acetylglucosaminyltransferase activity. The transcript has 8 exons. NCBI's taxonomy places the organism in Eukaryota, Metazoa, Arthropoda, Insecta, Diptera, Culicidae. Gene Ontology annotation, cellular component: membrane. The record is from RefSeq and is a predicted model, not a curated record. Gene Ontology annotation, biological process: regulation of Notch signaling pathway.
UGUUCCGAUGGCGCAGAGUCACACUUUCUGCGCGAUCAGUCCUUGCUUGACGUCGCCCUUGUGAGGUGCUACUCGCGCUCUCCCGGUUUCGAUGGUUUUGUUUCUGUUCGAUUUCAUCGCCGUAGCUUGCUAAGACUAGAUGCAAUUUUUUUUUUCUUUCGCGCGUACGAGUGUUUUCCUUGUUUGUCCCACAGGAUUAUGUUAAUUUCAGUUUCGGAAGUGUGUCCACAGAAGUAAACAAUGGAUCCGUGCGUAGCUUGAUGGCAGUGCAAAUUUGUUUAUUGUUUAUGCUAUGCGUUUACCGCGUCCGGUGAAACUUCGAGAAUGGCCUGACGCGAAGUGAAAUAACAACAAACGAAGAAGAAGAUUCGGUUGACAUCUAAAUCGAUGUUAUACGGGCGGUUUAAUUUUGUUCCCAACAACAACAACAAGUGAAGUGGUUGUUCUAACUAGUGAACUAUUUUUAUUCUGUUUAUCAAAGAUUCCGACUGGUGGGGAGUGGAGUUUUGUGCUCGAAAAUCGGAUUGUGUUGAGUGAAUGAAAAGAUGUUUCGAAGGGAUAAUUCCCGAAGAAAAGUGUUUGAUGAUUAGCUAGUGAACACCCGUUAGUUGGAUUAAUUGGGAAGCUGCUCAGCUGUGUGUCGUGCGUUCGGAAGAAGCAGGAUUAAACGCUCUGGCUGUCGAAAUUGUAUCGCUUCUUGCUGCUACGCGUCAAAAUGCGACUGUCCCUGUGCAGGGCGGGCAGCACGAAGCAGCUUCUAUGAGGUGCCUUAAAAAGAAGAUGAGCCAGGUCUUCUCGCUGACCCAGAGAUACAAGCGGACACUUCAAGUCAUGGCGGCCGGCGUUUUUCUGAUCUACAUGACACUGGUACUGUACCAGAACGUCUACGGUUACAGCAGCGGCAGCAAUGGACAGGAACUUCAGUAUGGCCCAGCAGAUCCGGCAGUGGCGGCGGCAGCAGCAGCCGUGGCCGAGCCUCAAAAUGUGAUAGCAAAACGGGAUAACAGUGUUAAUAGUGUCAUCGGCAAUAGUCACGUGAUCAAUAGUGUUAGUUCUAGCAGCGGGCAACGGGCCGGUGUUGGUGGUCCACCCGCUUCCUAUCCGACCCGGUUCGACAAGUCCUACUACGACUAUCAGAACGGGCAACUUUCGGUAACGGGAACACCGAAACCGCCCACGACCGAACUGGACGAUCUGCUAAUCAGUGUUAAAACGACCAAGGGUUACCACGACACCCGGCUGGAGAUGAUCACCAAAACCUGGUACCAGCUGGCGAAGGAACAGACGUGGUUUUUUACCGACACCAACGAUCAGCACUACCAGAAGUUGACAAAUGGUCACAUGGUCAACACCAACUGCUCGCAGGGACACUUUCGCAAGGCGCUCUGCUGCAAGAUGGGCAAGGAGUACGAGUUCUUUCUCGACAGUGCCAAAAGGUGGUGGUGCCACUUCGACGACGACAACUACGUGAACGUGCCACGGCUGGUGCGGCUACUGGACGAGUACAGCCCCACGCAGGAUUGGUACUUGGGGAAGCCCAGCAUCUCUUCGCCGUUGGAGAUUUUUCUAGAUAAUACCAAAUCAUCGACCGAGGUGAACAAGAAAGUGACCUUCUGGUUCGCGACCGGUGGUGCCGGAUUCUGCAUUAGCCGGGCGCUGGCCCUGAAGAUGCUUCCGAUAGCGAGCAGCGGCAAGUUCAUGGCCAUAGGCGAUAAAAUUCGCUUCCCCGAUGACGUCACCAUGGGUUUCAUCAUCGAGCACAUUCUGAAUGUUCCUUUAACCGUGGUGGAUGCCUUUCAUUCGCACCUCGAACCGAUGGAGUUCAUUCGACCGGAAACGUUCCACGAUCAGGUUUCCUUCAGCUACGCCCGAAUGAAGAAUGAAUGGAACGUGGUCAAAGUGGACGGGUUCGAUCUGAAAACGGACCCGAAGCGGAUCUAUUCGCUGCACUGUUAUCUGUAUCCGUUUUUCAGCAUAUGCCCGAAAACGAUCAAACGAAGAUGAUCCUCGAACCCCGAACCAGACCGGAUAGCUAAGGAAUAGCACAAAACCAAAAUGGAUUCGGUCGUGUGUCAAAGUCGUUUCAAAAACCACGCGAUCGAGGAAGCCAAUUAGGAACGUCGAUUUUCGUCCACGGUUUCGGGCGAAAAACAAAACUACAUUCUGUCUGUGAUUAAACUAUUAAGCGUUAUGCGAUAAGCGAUCGAGUGGGUGGGAACAGAAAAAAAAGUACGAAGCGAACCACUUUCGAUACAUUAGCUGAACAUGUGAAUAAGGACCCAGCCAGCUACGAGUGCGGGUCAUCUAGUCUCACUUAAAACCAACCGUGUGUAUGAGAGAAAAUUUAACUUCCUGGACCGAUAAAGUAAGUCUAGGUGCGAACAAAGGGGACUUCCCCCGUUGUUCGGUUAUUAAUUUAAACAGAAAAUCAAGGUAGCUUGAAAAUCAAGUUCUUCCUGUUAGCUAAUAGGGACGCAAAAGCAAACCAACUGUGCAAAUGCUAGUAACUGUAAAUAGCAAUUUAUAAAAUAAAAAAUAAAACACGUACUAAAAUGGUUCUUGAAACGAUGUGCUCUAAUAGACAGUAGGUGUAAGUUUGUAAAAAGACGAAAAGACAGCAAUAACACUAGAAUCAAACUGUAAAUUUGACGACGAAAGAGCACCUGUAGCAUUUUUGUUAUUAUAUUCUAUGUAACGAUUGAUUAUUGUUAACGUAAAGCGAAAUUGUGUUAAUAAAUUAGUAAUUGAGAAAA